UAAUAUAAAAAGAUAUAUUGCAAUUAAUUUAAUUUUAUUUGACAAAUUGUGUAUUAUGAUCAGAAUGAAAUAUUUGACAGUCUCCUCUCAUUUUCUCUCGUUCGUUCACUCGCUCGCUCUUUCUCCAUGUAACUUCAGUUCCCUUAAAAUCCAUUUUCCCAAGAACUUCAAGCUCUGUCCAGUUAUUUCCUUAUCCUUCGUGAUUUACAUGAGUUCCGCGUUAUAAGACGCAGAUCACGUGAGCACGAUUCAGGGCCUGUGUAUAUUGAGACGAAUCUACCACAAAUGCAACAUUUUAUAUUUGUUACCAACCCGUAUGUAUAAAUUUAACAAAAAAAAUACCGUUAGUUUUAGCAUUAUAGCAGUAAGAUGUUUUUUUUUUUAUUCCAUUGGUAACAUAUUCGCAUGUUUUACAUUUUUUUAAAUUGAUAUGUUACCCCAGACGAUGACUGUCCCUGACAUAAUCUGUAGCCCAAAGUUCCUACAGGUACAUACAACAUAUAUAUAUGUAUAAAUAUAUAUAUAUAUAUAUAUAUUUUUCCCAAUUACAAAGCAAACCAAAAUAAAGUUUUUAAUCGUAUUCUCUCGCCUAUGUCAUUUUAUUGUACCGAGAUUAAAAUAGCUAAAUAGUAUGCAAUUACGGAAAAAAGCGUCAGCAAUGUUAUAAAUUAGUUGCAUUUCCACUCGAAAAGGCUUUCAAUUUCUUUUUUAUCUCUUACAAUUAAUUAUUCUAAAUAUAGACACUUUGCAAAAUAUUAAAAUAUAUUGUUGGUAAAGUAGGGUGCCUGUAAUUUUUCAUUCAUCAUUCAUCAUUCAUCUUCUCGCAGUUCUCGUUUCUCGUUUGAAGUACGCAGACACAACACUACACAGUGACAUAACCUCAACCUCAACGUGAUUGUUUUCACGGUGUGCCCAGUAAAUGGUUUUUAUAUUUGGACGAUCAUGAGAAACGGAUUAUUAUUAAUGAAACAUAGCUCUCGCGUUAAUCAUUGAAGAGCGGCUGCAGGAUUUCUUUCACAAAUCACGAUGUCCAUUCCACUUCUGCACGUUAGCCGGUCGUUGACGACCGCCGCGAGGUCCAAGCGGCGUGUCGUCGUGACCGGGAUAGGGACCGUGUGCCCCUUGGGAGUCGGGACGCGAAACGCUUGGGAGGCUCUCGUCGGCUCCAAGUGCGGAAUCACGCGACUCUCCGAGCCGGACUACGACAAGCUACCGUGUAAAGUAGCUGCACCGGUGCCGAAAGGAAACUCCUCUCACGAGCUCAACAUUGACUCCCACUUUACGAAGAGCGAGCUACGCACAAUGUGUUCCGCCACCGCAUUUGCGCUGAUAGCUUCGGAGGAGGCACUCGUGGACGCGAGAUGGAAACCAACCGAUGAAGCUGAUAAGCGCGACACUGGGGUCUCGGUAGGGAUCGGCAUGAUAGACCUGGUGGACGUGUGCAUGACGUAUGAAGCUCUGAAAAAGGGAUACAGCAAAGUCAGUCCGUAUUUUGUGCCAAGGAUAUUGCCGAAUAUGGCAGCUGGUCAGAUCAGCAUCAAGUAUGGCUUCCGUGGACCUAAUCGUUCGGUGUCAACUGCGUGUGCGACAGGCGCGGAUGCUAUUGGCGAUGCGUUCCGCUUUAUUCGCGGUGGCGAGACAAGCGUGAUGGUAUGCGGCGGGGCGGAGGCGUGUAUCAGUCCAUUGGCCAUCGCCGCGUUCUGCCGGUUACGUGCGCUGAGCACAUCGAGAAACGAUAUGCCGCGAGAGGCGUCACGACCCUUCGACCGCGAUCGCGAUGGUUUCGUCAUGGGCGAGGGCGCCGCUAUAUUGGUUCUGGAGGAGCUAAACCACGCGCUCGCCCGAGAUGCAAACAUCUACGCCGAGGUGUUGGGCUACGGUCUGUCUGGCGAUGCAUCGCACAUAACGGCGCCCAGCGAGGACGGCACCGGUGCGCUAUUGGCAAUGGACCGGGCACUGAAGGACGCCGGUAUCGAGACCUCGGAAGUGACGCAUGUAAACGCACACGCAACGUCCACGCCGCUGGGCGAUGCGAUCGAGGUGAAGGCAAUCGAAUCGCUGAUGGGCGAACACAGCAAAAAUGUGACGGUAACGAGCACGAAGGGGGCGCACGGUCAUCUCCUGGGUUCCGCCGGUAAUCUGGAGGCUGUCUUCACGAUCCUGGCAAUCAAGGAGGGCGUCAUACCGCCUACAUUGAAUCUGCACAACUUGGAUAUGGAGACGUGUUUGCGAUUUGCGCCGCAUACGAAAGUUAAGUGGAACGCGACGACGGCGCGUCGAACGGCCCUGAAAAACGCGUUCGGCUUCGGUGGAACGAACGCAUGCUUGUGCUUCACGCAAUACGUCAACUGAGUCCGAAAAGAACCUCUUAAUGUGUAUUCCUAUCUCUUCGGUGAGAGAAUAUCGUACUCACUUUUUGAAAUGCUUGUAAAAGGAUUUCAAGAAUGAACUUUGAAAGGUGGAGAUCUACGAAAUUGGUGGAGAACGAAAGUUAUCAUUUAAGCGGGCUAUACAUACAGAGAUAUGUAUCAAUAAAUGAUAUCGUGAUACCAUCUAUUGAUACAUAUCUCUGUGUGUGUGUAGCCCGCUUUAAGAAGAUGAAAGAGUGUUUUACAAUAUUUUAUCACAUCUCAUGGUCUGGAAAAAAUAAAGUGUGUGUCCCCCUAAAGAUGUGAAUGUCCAAGAGGAAAAAGAGAAAAGAUGUCAAUUAAUCAGGUUUGGAAUUUACGAAAAACAUAACACUAAUAGAAUUAAUUACUAGUCAUUCCUUGAAACGCAUUGACUGAAGUGAAGAAAUAUUCAAGGAGAAACACGUAGAAUCCUAGGAAGCAGAUGAUCUAUGGAUCCUUUGAUAUUUCGGGUUUAAUUAAUAAAAAUGGAAACGCUACUCCU
This is a messenger RNA of Temnothorax curvispinosus, 2892 nucleotides long. RefSeq names its product 3-oxoacyl-[acyl-carrier-protein] synthase, mitochondrial. The record is from RefSeq and is a predicted model, not a curated record. Gene Ontology annotation, molecular function: 3-oxoacyl-[acyl-carrier-protein] synthase activity. The transcript has 3 exons. Gene Ontology annotation, biological process: fatty acid biosynthetic process. Bases 1027 to 2352 code for a protein of 441 amino acids. NCBI's taxonomy places the organism in Eukaryota, Metazoa, Arthropoda, Insecta, Hymenoptera, Formicidae.